Messenger RNA from Solanum dulcamara, 1023 nucleotides. RefSeq lists its product as uncharacterized. Gene Ontology annotation, molecular function: protein binding. The record is from RefSeq and is a predicted model, not a curated record. Bases 42 to 713 code for a protein of 223 amino acids. NCBI's taxonomy places the organism in Eukaryota, Viridiplantae, Streptophyta, Magnoliopsida, Solanales, Solanaceae. The transcript has 5 exons.
AAAAAGCAAACACUUUUUUUUGUUACAAGGACAAAAGUUGUAUGGAAAUUAACCUUUUGAUUGAGCUUGGCAACCCAAAGAGAGAAACAGAGGAAAAGGUAAGAGUAGAGAAGAUGAAGAUGACAUGGAAGAAUCAGAGCAAAAAGAAACCUAACAAGAGACCUAUUUCCCAAUUCCAAGACCUCCCUUUCGACGAUUCCACGUUUCCCAAGGAAAAACUUGCUAAAAACGAAGAGAUUUCUCAUGUUAAUGGAGAUGAUGAUGAUGAUGCAAUCAAGCUUGUUGAGUCCUUUCAACAACAAGGAAAUAAGCUUGCUGAGGAAGGGAAAUAUCGUGAAGCACUUGGGAAGUGGGAAUCUGCUCUACUUUUGAUGCCAGAUCGUGCCAUUCUGCAUGAACAGAAGGCUCAAAUUUUACUUGAACUUGGAGAAACAUGGAAUGCUGUAAAAGCUGCUACUCGUGCAACUGAGUUGGAGCCAAGCUGGGGUGAGGCGUGGGUCACCCUUGGUAGAGCACAGCUGAAUUAUGGUGAGCCUGAUAGUGCUAUCGAAAGCUUAGACAGAGCACUAGCCAUCAAGCCAGAUUCUGCUGAGGCACGCAAUGAUCGACAAGCUGCCUUGCAUCAUAUUCAGAGGAGAAAACAGUUACAGACAUCAGGUUUGAGCAUGAACCAAAACCGCUUUGCUGUAGUGGACAAAACUGAGAGUGCUUGAAGGUUUGAAAACAUAGGGGUAAUCUUAUUACAGAUGAUGCUUUGUUCCGAUAAGCCUGAAAAUCUUGAGCUAGGGAAUAUCUUCUGCCACAUUUGACUUCUCAGUCACAGUUUCUCAAAUUGCCGGUGCAGCAAUAGAAAGAAAGAGUUGUAAGUGUGCAUAUCAGUGAGGAGGAGAGAGAGUAGCAAGAAGUGUUGACAAUGAUAAGACAUGAUUCCCGGACACUGAAAUGUCUACUUGUAAUAUAGAUGAUCCUCUAUGGCCUCUAACUUAAAGAGUUACUUUAUGACACUGCUAAUUUGAUAAUUCA